ACGUUGUUUUCGAACAUGGCGGCGCCAAUCUGUUAACCCGACUCCGGGUGGAUGUUUUAUGGAGUAAAUUAUACACUUUUUAAAAAUAUGUGAUGACGCUGUAGCAUCUUUAAAAGAUUAUAUAUAUAUAUUUACGAUAAUUCUCCUCUUUCUGAAGUCUAAACUAAACCGGAGGACAUGUCAACUGCGGCUUGCAGCAAGUGGAGAGGACUUUUCAGCGUAGGAGAAGAGCUGGAUGAUGAAGACUUGCUGGAAGCUGACUGGACACACACUUCAGGUUCUGGGUCAUCCUCUGUUCCAGCCUGUGCACCCUUACAAGAAUCACAUGCAGUUUGCUCCCAUGAUGCACAGCAGAGCUCUGUUGGAUCUUCAGCCAACUUCUUGAACAGGACUUCAGUGCCGGAUUCUUCGGCACGGCUCGAUCUUUCAGAAUAUGGACCUGUCAAAGGUUUAAGAAACCUGGCCAACCAUAACUCUUCAUCCAGCACCCACUCUGUCCCUCAAACACAUGCCACUUCUCCUGCUUCUCUUCAAGCAUCUUUAGGUGGAUCGAAUGCAAUCACAUCUCUGCAACAUCCCUCAAUUUCUCCACCUGGCCAGUCAAACCCUCAGUCUGGAAUCUGCAAUGUUCCCACAAAAGACAUUCCUUUUCAGGAUGACUUUGAUGACUGGGAUGUAGAUCUGGAGGAGUUGGAUGAGUGUGUUCCUUUGAAAGCUUCUGCUCCAGACAAAGAAUUUGAAUCCGACAGCAUUUCCCCAGCUAAACGGUUGAGAUCGUCAGCUGUUAGUGAAGAUGCACCAGUUGUAUCAUCUCUCAGAGGAUUCUGUAACACUACUCCAAAAUCCGCACCCUCUCAGUCGUUUAGCAGUUCUACGUCUUCUACUACGUUUACCCCACAAAACUACUUGCAAACGCCAGCCUGCCGCUUCACCAGUCCGGUGACUCCUGGACCUGUGAGAGUGACAUCUCAGUGGCAAAGAGGAGCUGUCACUCCUCAAGCAGAACAUCGCUCUCUGUUCCAGGCUGUAUCUCCUGCUCUGUCGACUCCACAAACACCCCGACCACUUCACAUCCAGCCUGUCUUGACUAAUCACCUAGUCCAGCUGGUUUCGGCAGCCAGUAAGACUCCUCAGAGGCCGAGGAGUGAUUCUGUUCGGCCCAAGACACGCCGGUUUCCUGGUCCGGCAGGUGCUCUGCCGCAACAGAUCAGUGGGCGGAGUCUGGAUGACAUAGUUGUGGCAGUCCCACAGACACCGGCACACGGGGCUGUGGCUCGGCUGCGCAGUGAGGUCCCAAGCUCUCAAGGAAAUGAGGAAGAGGAGUUCAGCAUAGGUCCAUGGGCAGCAAUGAAGGCUGAAAUGGGACUGGAUGAGAGAAACCCUUCCUGUUUCCUCCAUUCAUAUAGCAUUGUCAUGGUGCUACGGAAAGCAGCCUUAAGGCAGCUGUCUAAAAAUAAGGUUCCUAACAUGGCAGUGGUGUUAAAGAGCAUCUUGCACACGCAUGCCGAUGCCAAAGCAGUGUUCAGGGACCCCACAGGUGAGAUGCAGGGUACAGUUCACAGACGGUUGCUGGAGGACAGACAGGGGGAGCUGAAGACCGGUGCAGUGCUGCUGCUCAAACAAGUGGGCGUGUUCUCCCCCUCAAACAGGAAUCACUACCUGAAUGUAACACCCAAUAACCUUCUUCGAAUCUAUCCUCCUGAUGGAGCAGUCCACACCUCCUCCCAGCCUUCCCAGCCUGCACUGGGACCUGCUGGAUUACUGCACUAUGAGUCCUCCAAUCUUGAAAGGGGCCCAGUGUGUCAAAUGGAGCUGCAUUAUGAGGAAGAGGAAGAGGAGGAGGAGCAAAGUAGCGUCGCAGCUAACCUGCCAGUCCCUGCCAAUGAGGCGGGCCAGUCUACUACACGACCUGACUGCUCAGAGGAUGCUCAAUGGGAUGCAGAUGAUCUUGAUGAGCUGCUUGGGGAGUUGCCUGUUGACUCUUACUGUGCCUGACGCCGACACCAUUACCGGAGAAAUCUACCAGACCACAGCCCAAAUGGCUUGGCUGUACUUUUUUUUGUUCAGUUUGUGUUUGUAUAGAAGCUGUUGUAAGAUAUGUACAUAAUCAAAAAGCAAUCAUCUGGACAAGAUGAAUAAAUGCUUGAGGUUGAACUGUC
Molecule: messenger RNA, 2159 nt
Organism: Hemibagrus wyckioides
Lineage: Eukaryota; Metazoa; Chordata; Actinopteri; Siluriformes; Bagridae
Gene: hrob
Product: homologous recombination factor with OB-fold
Exons: 10
Coding region: 178-1995 (605 amino acids)
Biological process (GO): recombinational repair
Source: RefSeq, a predicted model, not a curated record